Echinostoma caproni is the source of this 405-nucleotide messenger RNA. The record is from the annotation of a GenBank genome assembly. NCBI's taxonomy places the organism in Eukaryota, Metazoa, Platyhelminthes, Trematoda, Plagiorchiida, Echinostomatidae.
GUCAAUGAAUUGAGCAUCAUGGAUCUGUUUCGUUUGGCCUCUUUGGUGCGAACCCUCCCCAGUGCACGUUUUCCCACAAUCAGUCAGUCCACUCUACCGGAACCAGCGCGUUCGGCCAAAAGUUUGACCACAUUAACAGAGGAGGCAGAUCUAUUGCGAUCGGCGCUACGUUUGCGUAUUCUUUCACAGCUUCCCGAAAUGGAAUCUGUCGACGCAGUCGUAUUACUGCAGAUGUUAUGCGAUCUGAGUCCAAUUCUGACCAUGAGUGAGCGGUUCAAAAUACUCCGUGUAAUUGAUGCGUCAAUGAUCAUCAAUCCGCAGCAGAGAAACUUGUAUACCUUGGUGUUUGUUUUCACUCGCAUGAGCUUGUUGAAAACGUUUAAACGUGGCAUUCUGAAUCGGUGA